AUGGAUUGGGAUUGCCCAGUAAACUUAGGUUUUGGAAGUGCAUUUGUUGGGGAAGGUGGUCUGGAUGAUGUAGCUACCGGGUCCACAACUCCCAAUUCAACAGCUGCCACUGUUGGGGACACUCAGCACAACUCACCACCACCGCUGACCCCCAAUCCAACCGGUUUAAUAUGGAUCCUACACAACUGGAGUGAUGAAGAUUAUGUCCAAAUAUUGAGAAACUGCAGAAAAGCAAUACCAGAGAAAACUGGAAAGAUUGUUAUAGUUGAUACGAUUUUGCAACCUGGUGGCGAUGACCUAUUUGACAACACAGGCAUGGCAAUGGACCUAAUGAUGCUCACAUUGGUUAGAGGUGGAAAGGAGAGGACUAAGCUUGAAUGGAAAAAGAUACUAAAUGAAGGAGGAUUUGUGCGCUACAACAUCAUCCAAAUUCCAGCUUUACAGUCAAUUAUCAAGGCAUAUCCACCGAAACUAGCAACUGAUGUGCUUCAAAUACAAUAG
Molecule: messenger RNA, 501 nt
Organism: Camellia sinensis
Lineage: Eukaryota; Viridiplantae; Streptophyta; Magnoliopsida; Ericales; Theaceae
Source: RefSeq, a predicted model, not a curated record